AUGUCGAAUUAUGCAACAUAUCAUCUAACAUUUGGACAAAUAGAAGAAUCUUUGGGAAAAUUAUGUACAAUUAAAUUGAAAAAUAAUGAAAAAGGGUUAAAAGGAUAUUUAUACAAUAUAGAUCCUGUGACUUCAACAAUAAUUUUAUUACAGGUUGAGAAUAAUUCUAUUGAAAAGGAAUUACCAUCCAAGUAUAAAAUUUUGGUUAUUAUGCACCAUGUUGUAUCAGAAUUUAAAGUAAAUAAUGAGGAGAACGGAAUACCAAGACAUUUAUUAGAUAAAAUGAUUAAUCAAAGGAUUGAAGAUUUUAAACAUGAUUCAGAAAAAAUGCAACAAAGGAAAGAAAAUUUGAUUUCGUUAUUCGAAUCGAAUCGAAUUCAAACAAAUCAUACGAAAGAUGACCCAGUUGUACAUAUUUUAGAUAGAGCACAUGUAUCCCCACCUUAUGUUAUUUCUUCUAUUGAAUUGAAUAAUCCAAGAGAUCAUGUUCACGCGAUCGAUAUUAACACAGGAGAAUUACCCAAUAAAGAAUCUUAUGAUUCCGAUAAUAAUACAAAAAAUUCACUUUUCGACUGUGUAAAAUCAUGGUAUAAACCUAUUUACGUAGAUGCGCCAAAUCACGAAAAAUCUAAGUUACGUUACUGCAAUGGUCAAUUAAGCAAAUCAAAAUUCAUCUUACUUCAUUUGGUGAUGAUAUCAUUAUUAUUCCCAAUUAUCUUGGCGCCAUUGAUUUAUUUUGUAAUCAUACCGGCAAUCCUAAGAUAUAAAAUAAAGAGACUUGAUUUAAACAAGAUAACAAUUGAUUAUAUUGACGUGAUAGAAUGGAAAUCCAAUGGAUUAAAAUUUUCUUGGAAGGCCGUUAUACCAAAACAAUUUUUUCUUUCAAUGCAAACUAAAUUAGCCUCUUUAAAUUUAGAGUUGCGUUAUGCAGAAUCAAUUAGUCUAUUGAAAAUUAGCGUACCAGAAAUGGAAAUUAAUAUUGGUAAACCUAUCGUACUUGAAUUUGAAGGAGAUGUUAUAUUUGAAGAAUUCGGAUUAAAAAAUAUAAUUGGAAAAGUUUCCCAACCUGGUGGCAUACAAGAAACUUCAAUUUCUGCUGUUACUCAAGUCACUGUACAAAUGUGGGGUAUCACUUGGUACAAGAACUUGGAUAUUAAACGAAUUAUUAAAAUACCUAAGUUGGAUGGAAAUUUAAUGUUACUUUGGAAUAACAUGCCUAAAUUCUUAUUAUCCAAAAAAAUGCAACAAGUGAUUGUGCCCAAGACAACCGCCGAUGCUGUCGAUGUUCAUAAACCCCUCGUAAUAGAUGGAAUUGUAUUCUGGCAAAUCCUUCCAGGGUUUCCACCAAUCAAUAUGAAAGCGUUGGACAUAGUGUUUACAGAUGCGGGACCAAAUAUUACAUUAAAGGUAUUGAUGGUGAAUCCAACGGUUUUUUCUGUACCUUUACCUGACACAACCUUUGGCCUACAACUGGAAAAUUCAUAUUUAGCGACGGCAGAUGUUAACGGGUUUAAUUUAAUCCAAGGAUUAAAUGAUCUCGACUUAAAUUUACGACUCACUUUUGAUGAAAGUAGGAUCGUAAGUCCAGAUCAAUUAUGCAAUUCGAUAUCUGAAUCGAUAGGAAAAUUACUUAGAGUGGAUCAAUCAAAUGAAGGGUUACAAUUUAACAUCAUUGGACCAGUUGCACUUAAAGGUGUUGACAUUAUUCGAGACAUCACCGAAAAAUUAUCCCUAAUGUUACCGAUUAAUGAAAUUAUUGAAAAUACUAAUGUUAACCUAUUAAGAAAUCUAUUGGAUGUUAAAGGAAUCGAAAGUUUAUUACACAAGAUACAUUUGGAUAUUAAAGUACAAGGAGAUCAAAUAAUUAUUCCUGCUGUCAUCACCUUACCAAGCUUCCUUCCUUUACCGCCAAGUUUUGAAUUUAAAUAUAAUAUUUCAUUUGGAAUAUUUAAAGGAGAACAAAAUGCUCUCACGGUUGUUCUGAGUGAAAUUUCAAUGACGAAUGAUGAAACGUUAAGGGUUCAAACUACGACCACCUUAACACCAAAUAAUACUUUGGAAGCGGCCGAUGCUUUAGCUUCGAUAGUAAAUCCUUCAUUACUUGGAAACAUUUCAAGCGCUGAUAUAAAGAACUUUGAAAUUUUAAAAGAAACAGGAGAAACAUUCCCUUGGGUCGAUCGAUUACUUGGAAAACGUUUUCUUAAUAUUCCAAUUCCCGGAUUUAAUACGACCGCGAUAAUUAAUAAGAUCACUCAAAACGGAAAAAAUGUUCCAGCGAAAAUAAUUGAAAUGAACGUGACGCAACGAAGCGACGUAGCUGGAUUCGAUGUUAAUGGAACCUUUGCGAUUGAAUAUCCUCCAUCCCUUCCAAUCAUUACUAUUAGUAUUGGGUAUGUGAAAACAUCUAUAUAUAUCGAUGAUAAAUUGUUAACAACCGUCAAACUAUCUAAUGGAAUAGAAUACACCGCAGGAGAAAAUUCAUCAAAUAUUGUCGCUUCCGCUAUAUUUAAUAAAGACGAAAGAUUGAAAUCAACUAUUGCAGAUUUAGUUAUAGGUGUUCUAAGUAUGAAAGAUGAUAUUGAAAUGCAGUUCAUCAGUCUUAGUGGAAUUAAAUUAGGAUCAAGUGAAGUUCAAAAUUUUGUAACAUUUAGCAAAGUUGUGGUACCGAUUAAUUUAGCGACAUUAAGAUCGGCAAUUAAAACGACGAUAGAAACCAUCUCACAAUCAAUCCAACAACAGACUGGAUUAUUAUCAUUAACGGGAGUUGAUUUUGCUGUCACAUCCUCAAAUUCUUUAUCAGUUAAUGUUCAGACGAAUCUUAAUAAUCCAACAAACAUAGCAGCUAAUAUCGGAUCAGUAUCAUUUGUAACUACAUUAUUUUAUGGUGAAUUGGCUAACAUAACAAUAUCGCCAAUUAAAUUCUCAUUAGAAAAAAGUCCAUUAAAUUUACAAAUGAAAAUUGAUAUUGUUAACGGUAAAAAUGGAAUGUCAGAUAAUAUUUUAAAAUUAUAUAAUGAUUUAAUCAGCACUGAAGGAAAUUUUAGAUCAAUCAUCGGAAUGAAAAGCUUAACGAUAUUUCCUCCUUCUAUGACUCAAAGAGAAAACGCUAAUGUUACUUUAUCCACCAUCGAUCAGUUUUCUACUGUACAUAUUACAAUUCCUCCUUCACUUAUUCCCGCCGAAAAAUUAAGAUCUAUUAAUUUAUUAGAAAUGAUUAAAAAUCCACAAAAUACUAUUAUCGAUAUUUCUGGGUUAUUUCCAACAUCAGAAACAACAUUCGCGUUUCCAACUAUUUCAAGCAUUUCAAUCGAAACAAAAGAAAAUUCUCAAUUACAGGUUCAAUUAGCCUUCAAUUAUACUAAUCCAUUACCUAUAGGUGCCAGAAUUCCGUUUUUUGGGGCUACCAUCAUAUUGGAUGGAAAUAAUCUUGUUACAUUCGAAAUCAGCCAAAUUGAUUUUGUGAGAAAUGAAGGAACUAUGAAUGUUGCUUUAUUGAUGAGAUUUGAUGACGGCAAUAAAACAGCCGUGAAUGAAUUUAUUAAAAAUAUUUUAAAUGGAAAAAUCAAACAAAAAAUCGAAUUAGGUGAAAUUUAUUUUGGAGAGUCAAAUGAAGAAAACAAUGAUUUAUUAAGUUUACUUAAUCUUCCAUUACCAAAUGAUUUGAUUGAUGUUAAUUUGUAUAAGGAUAAACUAUUUGAAUUAUCACCGGUUAAAUUACCGAUUAAUUUGAACCAAUUGUUAUCUUUUUCACAAUUACAAUCUGUUGAUAUUACAACGUUAUCUGAUAGGAUAUUAUCAUUACAAAUCGGUGCUAAAUUAAAUAUUCCAUUUGAAAUUAAUGCUAAUAUCGAUUAUUUCGUUAUUAAUGGAAUUACGUUGGAUAACACACAAUUUACCUCCAUUGAAAUCUUUGAAAUUAAGAACCAAAGUGUCGGGAAAAAUGAUAUUUCACUUAGGAUUCAAUGCACAUUUAAUGAUAAGGAAUCAAUUCCACAAUCCGUUAAAAAGGUUUAUAACUCUUUAAUUAAUGGUGAAUUCAUUUCGACAGUAGGUGGCAUUAAUGGAAUUGCACUUGGGAUUUCAAAAGAAGAUUCUAUUCUUCAAAUAGUUUUAAGUCAAUUGGAUAUCAAAUUUUUACCAGGGAAAAUAAUUGAAAUGAUAAUAACAACUUCAAUUAGUAUACCAUUUUCAUUAACGAUGAAUAUUGGGUAUGCCGGCUUUGGAAUCUUUUUGGACGAUCUACCAACUUUUGAUAUAUUAUUGGCUGUUAUGGGUAAAAAAAAUUCUGUUUCGAUCGCUACUUCGGUAAAAAUUAAUGAUUCCGAUGAAUUGGCCAAUAAACUUGGUGAAUUAACUCAAGAUUUCAUUAAUUCUCCUCCAAUGAAAGGAAAUUUUGCAAUUAGAAACCCCAUUAUCGGUAUAUCGAAUGACGACAAUAUUAAUGCCUUAUCGUUAAUUUCUUUAGAAUUACCUUUAGAAAGAUUAAUAACACCAAUAAUUAAGUAUAUACCAAAAUUUAUUGAUCCAAUUACUUUCAUAGAACAAUUUGGAUUUCAAUUGGAUGCAUUGGAAAUUUCAUCAACUGAUAAAAAUUCGAUGUUGGUAAAUGUUGGAGCAUCAUUUAAUAAUAAUUUUCCUAUUACGAUUGAACUUGGAUUUAUUGAAUUAUCAUUAGGAUUAGAUUUAAUCAAGAUCAUUGAUACAAAUUUAUCAUAUUUUUCAAUUGAUUCUGGUGCUAAUAAUAGACUUUCCAUUGUAUCAGAAUUAGUAUUUCAAGUAUUUGAUGAUCAAGUUCCGGAUAAAAUUGCUUCAUUUGUUAAUUCUCUACAACAAAAUAGAUUAGGAGAUACAAAUGAAUUAUUCAGUAUUAAUGGAUUCAAGAUCGGUGUCUCUCUUGAUGAUCAUAUUAAAGUUUUUGAAAAAGUAAUCGUAGAGAUUCCAACAUCCUCGAUUCUUAAUCAAAAAGUCGUCGAAAAAUUAUUAGGAAUGAUUGGACUUUCUUUAACGGAUUUAACAAUCGAGGGAAUGUUAAAUCGAUUAGAUAUUGAUAAUAUCGCAGUUGAUAUGAAUCCAGAUGGACAAGAAUUGGUUAUUAAUGGAGAUAUAGGGAUUAAAAAUAUUUCACUUCCAUUAAACGUUGAUAUGAGAAUGCUUGAAUUAUCAGUUGCAUUAAAUGCUUCGUCAUUUACAAGAGUAAUAUUAACUGAUAUCAAAAUAAUUUCGUAUAAUAAUGUCAUUUCAACAAGAUUUACUGCUGCAUUAAUUAUCCAAGAUUCUGAUGAAUUACAAGAUGAAAUAGCGUCUUUAACCAAAUCAUUAAUUGAAGGAACUGAUGAUACCGUCAUUUCAGGAAAUGCAAAUAUCAAUGGACUAUUAUUUGGUAAUUCAAAUUCCGAUAGAGAUAUUAUAGAUAUUUUUCGUAAAGUAUUGAUUUCUCUUCCGUUAAAUCCAAUAUUAUUAACAAUUAAAACGAAAAUUACAAGUAUUAUUAAAGGAUGUAUAGAUGGUACCGGACCUGUUAAACUUGCUUUGGAUGAUGUAACUGUUGGGAUUAAAAAUUCAAACACCUUAACCACCGAUGUUGUAGCUGACCUAACCGGGCUACCAGAUAUAACUUUUAAUAUCCCAUUUGCAAGUGUUGAUGUUGCAAUUGAUGAUGAAAUGUUUGUGUCAAAUAUUUUUAACGGAAUGAAAUUUAAAAGUGGAAGAUACACGACUUCAGUUGAAUCAAUAUUUCAAGAUAAUAAACAACUCGCCAAUAACUUAGCUGUUGUGGGAUCUGAUUUAAUAUUUAGAAGAUUAACUUAUACUAUAGUAAUGCAAGUUGGAAUAAGUAAUUUAAUAUUUGGACCUUCUUCACAAAAUUCUUUUGGAUUUACCAGAAAGAUCGCGGUAGGAAUGGACGUAGGAGAAUUCAUUAGUGAAUUCUCGGAAUUUAAUCAAAAGAAUAAUUUAAUAAUGAUUGAUAAUAUCCAAUCUCAAAUUACUCAACAAGGAAUAGACGUUUCAUUCACUACUCCUGCUAUUCCCAACUUACCGUUAAACGUCAAUAUUCCUUCACUACUCGCUCACGUAUUCUUUCAAGAUGUUCCUGGUGCUAUAACUAAAUCCCUUGGUAAAAUCAACGUGCAAAAAGGUCAAUCGAAAUGGGAAUUUGGACUUUUCCUUAUUAUUGAAAAUGGUCCAAUGUCUCAAGCUCUAGAGACGGCGGUUCCUAAUUUACUAAAAUUUAAAUCAUUUACCCAAGGUGCUUCUCUUGGUUCUGUAACCCUUUGCACUUCCAAAGACUGUCUAAAUCUUUCAGACGAUUCGUUUAAAAUAUUUAAUGAGAUAUCUUUCGCACCUCCUCCAUUAUUUUUAUGGAAUCCUAUCGCUAUAGAUUUAGUUGAAAUAGUUUCUACAAUUAUUCUUGAUGUUUCAUUUAAAAAUAUUGGUCCACUUCAUGUGGAUAUUGGUGAUUUUGUUUUAUCAUUAGAAAGUAAUGGUAUUUCAAUAUUUGAAAUAUUUUCAAAUCAAUCCGUUGUCAUUCAAAACAAUUUGGAAAAUUCUGGUCAAAAUAUUAUACCUAUAGAAGCAAAAUUGACUUUAAAUCCAGUAGAAAUUCCUAAAUUAUUAUUAGAUUUUAAAAAAGAUUUCAUCAUCUCUUUAAGAGUGAGUAGAGAUGAAGAAGGGCAAAUCGAAUGGUUAAAUGAUUUAUUGAAGGAAUUGCCACAAACCGUUUGGAUGAAUUUCUUACCUAUUUUACGAGGAUUAUUAAAUAAUAUUAAAUUAGGCAUUGAUUUAACCAAUGAUAGAAAUGAGGAAGUUGAAGUUACAGUUCCUCCUCUUGAUACUGAGGAUGAUAUAGUUUCUGACGAUUCUUCUACACUUUCUCAACAAAAUAAUCCUUCUGAACAACCUGAAGACAAAAAACCUAGUGUAGGAAACAAAAUUAGCACAAAUCCAUUUGAAUCUAUUUCUUUAACUAAUGGAGAAGGCAAAAAGAGUAUAAUUAAACCCUUUCUUUCUUGGACCAUUAAAGCUUAA
Messenger RNA from Funneliformis mosseae, 7026 nucleotides. Lineage: Eukaryota; Fungi; Glomeromycota; Glomeromycetes; Glomerales; Glomeraceae. The record is from the annotation of a GenBank genome assembly.